Messenger RNA from Aureobasidium namibiae CBS 147.97, 1173 nucleotides. Its product is annotated as glycosyl hydrolase 53. The transcript is spliced from 3 exons. Gene Ontology annotation, biological process: pectin catabolic process. Bases 1 to 1173 code for a protein of 390 amino acids. Gene Ontology annotation, molecular function: glucosidase activity. Lineage: Eukaryota; Fungi; Ascomycota; Dothideomycetes; Dothideales; Saccotheciaceae. The record is from RefSeq and is a predicted model, not a curated record.
AUGCAUUCUCUUCUGUCUGUCGCCACGGCCGCGUUACUCUGCCUAUCAACAACAUCCGCUUCCCCCCACAAACCCAUCCAAACUUCAUCCAUCGAUCCGUUCUUCUACAAAGGGUUCGAUCUGUCCUCUCUACACAUCCUCGAGCUCGGCAAUGUGACUUACAAAGACACCGCUCGUCGCAAUGCUACAAGACCCGCUGAGGAUAUCCUCGGUGAUGGCGGUAUGAAUACCGUGAGAUUGAGAAUCUGGGUCAACCCUGAGCCUGGACAAUACGACUUGGCGUAUACAUUAUCUCAAGCGCAGAGGUUCGCAAAGAAGGGAUAUCGCAUCUAUCUCGAUUUCCACUUCUCUGAUACUUGGGCGGAUCCAAACAAACAAUUUACACCCGCAGCCUGGACAACCAGCAGCAUAUCAGCUCUGGGUUCCGAUCUCCGCCACUACGUCAAGACCACCUUGCUCGCCUUCACAGCCGGCGGCGUCGAUCUCUCUCUUGUCUCCCUCGGCAAUGAGAUUCGCCACGGGAUGCUGUGGCCCUACGGCUACGUCGACGUCGAUACCUUCCCGACCUCCGCACGCAUUGCAAAUUUCACCUCACUAGCGAGCUUAUGGUCAUCAGCCCGCAAAGGAGUCGACGACGCAGUCAAAGCCGGCGUCAAGAAACCCGCAAUCAUGAUCCACAUAGACGAUGGCUGGAACAAGACUCUGCAACUAAACUGGUUCGAAGCACUUACCGGCAGUGGCAAAGUCAAGACUUCUGAUUGGGAUGUCUUUGGCUUUUCCUUUUACCCUUUUUACGGUACUGCUGCUACAUUGCCCAACCUCAAGGAAACACUCGAUGCGGUGGCGGCAAAGUACCAGAAACCUGUUCAUGUGGUUGAGACGGAUUGGCCGGCCAUCUGCGAUGGAGCCACUGCGCCUGAGCUCAGCGAUAUUUCUGUGCCUGUCAGUGUUGCUGGGCAAACUGAGUGGGUGAGGGAUAUUGUUUCAGUGGUCAAGGGCGUUGCUGGUGGUUGGGGUAAGGGAGUCAAUUACUGGGAACCCACUUGGUUGAACAAUACAGGGCUGGGCAGUGCGUGUCAAGAUGCGAUCUUGUUUUCUGCUGAUUGGAGUGGUUGGCCGAACAGGAUUAUCGGAUACUCGAGGAGUAGUGUUGAUAUGUUUGCUGGACGAUGA